AUGGAAAUAACAAACAAAGUUAAGUCAUACAACACGCAAUCACAACAAUUGCAUUUACACGUCCAAUCGCCAUCCAAACGACUCAACAAAUGGUAUCACGGCAAAGACCUUGUUCAUUUUCAUCAUAAUGCAACUGAAACGGGAGACUACGAAGUGUGCGCAACCGCAGACGCCGGUCUCCGUGCGGUUCGAGUGUUGCUGACCAUAGCUGGAAUGGAUCAGAAAUUAGCAGGAGAAUAUCUGGAGAAAACGCAAAAAAUCGACGAGCACAUCAAGUCAAUGGCACUCUCGUCACAAUUCAGGCAGUACACAAUAAGGCGCGACACGAAGCUGCAGGACAUAAACAAAUCCUACAUUGACACCUUCUCAACGGUACAGACCCUGGCCAUGAUCGCGUGCGCUUUCGUUCAAGUGUUCACGCUCAAACGAUUCUUUCGUACUGAUCCCACUAAAAUCCGUAUUUAA
Anisakis simplex (herring worm) is the source of this 465-nucleotide messenger RNA. The record is from the annotation of a GenBank genome assembly. Lineage: Eukaryota; Metazoa; Nematoda; Chromadorea; Rhabditida; Anisakidae.